UCCAGUCCCGGGGAGUAAUUCUGCCGAGAUUCUCGUCGGGGCUGCUGAUCCACGGACUGCUGCUCUGCUGCGACUCUGAGGCACCGCGACUGUUUUUGAGCUUUAAACUAUCUAUCUGUGACAUUUAAGCCCCGAGGAAAGCCUUUUGUCUGUCUUCGAUCAGCAGGAAGAGACAGUUUGUGAACAAACUCCAUCAUGAACUGGGCAUUCCUCCAAGGCUUGCUCAGUGGGGUGAACAAGUACUCCACAGCCUUUGGUAGAGUGUGGCUGUCCAUUGUGUUCCUCUUUAGGAUCAUGGUGUUUGUGGUGGCGGCUGAGAAGGUGUGGGGAGAUGAGCAGAAAGACUUCGCAUGCAACACGGCUCAGCCAGGAUGCCACAACGUUUGCUACGACCACUUCUUCCCAGUGUCCCAUAUCAGGCUGUGGGCCCUGCAGCUCAUCUUUGUCACCUGCCCCUCGUUCCUGGUGGUGAUGCAUGUGGCCUACAGGGAAGAAAGGGAGAAAAAGCACAGGGAAAAGUAUGGCGAAAACUGUCGCCGACUUUACCUGAACACUGGGAAGAAACGGGGAGGUCUAUGGUGGACCUACGUCCUCACGCUGCUUUUCAAAAUAGGGGUGGACGUGACCUUCGUCUACCUUCUCUACCACAUCUACGAGGGGUACGACUUCCCCUCUCUAAUCAAGUGCAAACAGGACCCGUGUCCCAACACUGUGGACUGCUUCAUCUCUCGGCCCACCGAGAAGAAAAUCUUCACCCUCUUCAUGGUGGUCACCAGCCUGGUCUGCGUCCUGCUGUCCAUCUUCGAGGUCAUCUACCUGGUGGGAAAACGCCUCCACGAGUGUGUCACUGGGGAUCACCACUCAAAUCGCAUGACCAACACGCUGUCCAGCGGAUCCAGUCUGAUGGAAUCGAACAGUAUGAAACAUAUAGGGAAAAAAACACCCGAAACGCCCGCACCCUCAUACAGCGUAGCUGUAUCGUGAGACACGAGAGCAAAGACUUUCUGAAAGAGCGAAAAGACGGAGAGGAAGCAAAGUUGGCACUCCUUGCUGCCUUAAAAGACUAGUUGGUAUAAAGUACCUCAAAGACUGAAUUUUUGUACGCAGUUUGAAUUUCUGGGUCAGAAUAUGUGUGUCAUGCUGUUGGUAAAUAUAAUGUAUUUUAACUGAAAAUGCUUUACUGCUGUUUUAAAGAAAGAAAAACAAAAGUCCUAUAGGUUGCUUUGUCUGAUUUUGGCUUGGGACGAGAAGCAUGAGUCACUCCUCUGUUUGGCAAGUUUUACCAGCACAUGUGGUUCCUCUGUGUAAAAUUUUCCCCGUGCUUAAGCCCAACCUCAAAUGUUCAGCCUGCUGAGAUUCUUCCCCUUUCACUCAGAGCCUGGCAUUGGACACUUUUCAUGGAUGUUACUUGUUUUUGUUAGUGUUGCUGUGUUUUCCUGCUGUCUGUGUUUAUGCCUGGGGCAAGAAAGUGGUUUUCAUAAACACAGCUGAUCAGGAUGUGGAUAUUUUACAUUCGACCUCACUGCAUAUGUGUUAAUAUUUUGUAAUAAAUGUUAUUUUGUGCUUUAAAA
This is a messenger RNA of Xiphophorus maculatus (southern platyfish), 1571 nucleotides long. It is a transcript of the gene gjb10, whose product is annotated as gap junction beta-5 protein-like. The record is from RefSeq and is a predicted model, not a curated record. The coding region runs from base 196 to 984 and encodes 262 amino acids. The transcript has 2 exons. Gene Ontology annotation, cellular component: connexin complex. Gene Ontology annotation, biological process: cell communication. Lineage: Eukaryota; Metazoa; Chordata; Actinopteri; Cyprinodontiformes; Poeciliidae.